CAUGAAGCAAACCCAACGGCUAUAAUUCCGCUCUCGUCUUCUUUAUCGACAAUUUUACCGGAGAAUUCAAAAACAACCGGAAAAUUCAGUGUUCCUUUCAACCCUGGAUCCUCAUUUUAUCUCAAAAACGCCACUUCUAUCCUAAAAAAGCUGUUUGAAAAUGGAAAAAUAAUUAAUUCUUCGGCUAUUCACUGCCACCUGAAAUUUUUAUUUUUUUUCACAUAUAAGCUCAGUUUCAGACACCCACUUAGCUUUUGAUUCUUCUUCCCUUUUUCUAAGAAUCCAAUUCACCCAGAGUUUUUAAAGAAUUUUACAGCCCAUGUCUCUCUCAUUGGAAGAUUAAUUCUUUGGAGGAGUCUAUAGUUGAUAUAGCUUGAAAAGGUCGUCUUUUUGAGAUAUUUUUUUUUCAUAUUUGUUUUGGAUUUUUCGGGUGAUUAUUUUUCUGGAAUUUUUUCCUAUUCAGUCUUUCGGAUUUUUGAAUUACAAUAAAAGCAAUCUUUCUUAUUGGUGGUUUGUUUUUCUUGAGUAUUGCAUUUUAUAAAUCCAUUUUUCAGGUUCAUGUGACUGGGCUAUUUCCAUUAAAUCUGUAGGCCUCUGACCAAUUUUUGUUAUGUAUUAACCUCUGUCGAAAUUUCCAGAUAGGGGAAGGUAAUAAUUGGAAGUUGUGAUUUCGGUAACCAGAGAGAAAGGGGGUCCUAUAUUAUAAAGAGGGUGGUACAAAUUACAAAUUUAAUUAACAAUGUCUGCUGUUGAUGUUGCUUUGAAUCCCAUUAGCAAAGAGACAUUGCGGUCGUCUGGUUACAUCUAUAGCCGGUCGGCCCUUUGUCCGAGUGAGUCAAUUGUAAUAUACAUCACUGUCUCUGGUUCAUUGCUUCCCAUUCGUGUGAUGGAGUCGGACUCAAUUGCAUCGGUGAAACUGAGGAUUCAGACGUGUCAAGGGUUUGUAGUGAAGAGGCAGAAACUAGUUUUUGGAGGCAGAGAGUUAUCAAGAAAUGAUUCACUUGUUAAGGACUAUGGUGUCACUAAUGGGAAUGUAUUGCACCUAGUCUUGAAACUUUCAGAUCUUCUUUUGAUCAAUGUUUGGACCACCAGUGGGGAAGAAUUUGAAUUUCAUGUUGAUAGGCAUAAGAACAUAGGAUAUCUAAAGCGUAGGAUUGCCAAGAAAGGGAGAGAUUUUGUUAGUCUUGAGGAUCCUGAGCUCUUCUGUAAUGGUGAGAAGCUCGAGGAUCAGAGGCUAAUUGAUGAUAUUAGUAAGAAUGCUGAAGCCGUGAUUCAUUUGGUAGUUCAAAAAUCUGUAAAAUUACGGGUUGAGAAAAACAUUGAACUCUCAAUUGUGGCUACAAACUCAAACCGAAGGAUAGAUGAUGAAGAUGAACUACAGGUUUUAUCUAGUAAGCCACCUGAUAAGAAUUCUCUCUUGGAAGCAAUCAUUGUUAAUCCAAACCUAAAGUUCCCUUCAUUUGUAUGGGAUAUGAUUAACUCGGCAUCUGAUGGAUUGGAAAAAGGAAGACAACCAAUCAGAUCAUCAGAGGGAAUGGGAGGAACUUAUUUCAUGCAAGACGUUACAGGCAACAAGUACAUUGCCAUUUUUAAGCCCACAGACGAGGAGCCAAUGGCUGUGAAUAACCCUCAUGGUCUUCCUUUAUCAGCUAAUGGUGAAGGAUUGAAAAGGGGAACCCGAGUUGGAGAAGGUGCAUUGAGAGAGGUUGCAGCUUACAUAUUAGACCAUCCGAGGACAGGUCCUAGGUCAUUGUCCAGUGGAAAAAUUGGCUUUUCUGGUGUGCCCCCAACAGUAAUGGUCAAAUGCAUGCACAGAGGAUCUAUUAAGAUAGGAUCACUGCAAAUGUUCAAGAAAAAUUUUGGAAGUUGUGAAGAUAUAGGUCCUCAGAAUUUUCCUGUGGAGGAGGUCCAUAAGAUCAGUGUCUUUGAUAUAAGAACAGCAAAUGCAGAUAGACAUGCUGGGAAUAUUCUGUGGAACAAAGAUGGUGGGGAAGAAAGGCGAAUUGUCCUUAUUCCAAUUGAUCAUGGCUACUGCUUGCCUGAGAAUUUUGAAGACUGCACAUUUGAUUGGAUGUACUGGCCGCAAGCCCGCCAGCCUUUUUCCUCGGAAACCAUUGAGUACAUAAAAUCACUUGACGCGGAGCAAGACAUAGCACUUCUCAAGUUACACGGAUGGGACAUUUCACCUGAAUGUGCUCGAAUUCUCCGUGUCUCUACCAUGCUUUUGAAAAAGGGGGUGGAGAAAGGCCUCUCCCCCUUUGCAAUUGGAAGUAUUAUGUGCAGAGAAACAUUGAACAAGAAAUCCGUGAUCGAGGAAAUUGUUGGGGAAGCUGAGGAUUCCAUGCUUCCCGGCAUGAGCGAAAUUGCGUUUCUUGAAUGUAUGUCAAAGAUCAUGGAUAAUGUGUUAGGCAAACUUGUCACAUGAUAUCAGAGAAGACCGAACGAGAUUUAGCAUUUUUGUAACUCGUUAACAUUACUUUCUAGUCCUGGGAGCAGAACGUGCCUACGAGUUCUUCAAGUUUGUGUAUUGUGUAUGUAUAGAAUGAGCAGUCCAUAGGAAUGGACUGAAGAAGUUGGCUUAAAACUCAGUUUUCUUUCUCCUGCCUUCUCCAUUUUAUCAACCAGUUUUACUACUUCUGAAAUAUUUAACAGAAGUCGUAUUAUGAAUAGAACAACUUAUUUUAUUUAAUCA
This is a messenger RNA of Olea europaea var. sylvestris, 2692 nucleotides long. RefSeq names its product phosphatidylinositol 4-kinase gamma 4-like. The record is from RefSeq and is a predicted model, not a curated record. The coding region runs from base 740 to 2425 and encodes 561 amino acids. The transcript is spliced from 2 exons. NCBI's taxonomy places the organism in Eukaryota, Viridiplantae, Streptophyta, Magnoliopsida, Lamiales, Oleaceae. Gene Ontology annotation, molecular function: protein binding.